This is a messenger RNA of Zootoca vivipara (common lizard), 3795 nucleotides long. The record is from RefSeq and is a predicted model, not a curated record. NCBI's taxonomy places the organism in Eukaryota, Metazoa, Chordata, Lepidosauria, Squamata, Lacertidae.
GAGUCUUCCUUCGCCGCCGCCGCGGUCGCCGCCGCCUGUGGAUUGGAACUUCCACGCUCGCGGGAUUCGAAACGUCACAAUGGCUCAGAACGUUCAGAAUGUAACACUUUCUCUCACGCUGCCCAUCACUUGCCACAUUUGCCUGGGAAAGGUAACGGCACCUUGCGUUCGAGAUGCAGCCGCCCCCCACCCCCAAAAAAGGGACACUUUUAAGUGUGCGUGGUCCUCGGAAGAAAGCCAUGCCUUGCGAGGGAGGAGAGCGAGAAUGGAUUCCAGGGAGGAUUUCCUCUCUCUUCCCCCCUCCCCACAAAAACCUGUCGCGUUUCCCUCUGACACGUAGCCGAUUGUUCCCCGGUUCCCAGAUUUGCCCCUGCAGUUUGCCGGAACCUCGUGUGUGUGGUUGCUUUUAGAGCUAGGAGGAGGAAGUGAGGCCUUAGCUGGACCAUUGCCGUGUCGGAAAGAUUUGCUUCCGCUUUUCAAGACUUAUUGGACUGUACAGUACUUAAAUGAGAACGCGUUCACUUUUUGUAAAAUGAAGGGAAGCUCCUGUGAUGAAGGGUCGGCCGGGGUGGGGGUGGGGCGAAACGAAGACUUCCUCCUUCCUCGUUUGUUUCGGGUUUUUAUUAUUAUUAUUAUUAUUAUUUUGUGAUUGGAAAUUGCUUAGAUCAGAGUUGAUGCCUUGUCAGUGGUUUUGAGAGACGAGCUUUCCAAGGUGGGUUUCUGCAGGCUGAGACCCUGCUAGUAACAAGGUAGGCCAAAUAAUAUGGAGUACUGUACUGUACUGUAGAAGCCUAGGCCAGACAGGCUCCCCCGUUUAAGGAGAGCCCUGCUUGCUUCACUAAGCUCUCCACAACCAAUAAUGUUAUAGGAGUUCAGCUGGAGUUUGUUUGUUUUUUCCUCUUGCUUUCUGCCUUCGUUUAUGGCCUGUAUGCUGAGAAAAUGUUGACUAGGACUGCCAAAAUGAUCCUGAGCUAUGAUUUCAGAUCUUAUUGACAACCACUCUGUGGUCUGCUGUCUCUUUUCCUCCCUCCCGAUCUGUUUGUUAUGAUACUUAUGGGAAACUGUGUUCACCGAAUAGACCUGCAACCCUGUUUUCAGCAGGCUCUGUAUACACAAUGGAAAGUUUGUGAUCGUGAGUAUGAUGGAGCUUGGUAGGAAAACAUUUUCCCUCUUUCAGAUCUGGUGGUGGCUUUUCUCAUGGAGAGAGGAGCAUCUUCUUCUUUGGCUAUCACUCAUAGCCGAGUAAGACUCUUCCAUGAACACGAUCUUAACCGUGUGUUCGUGACUGUGGAGGCCAAUUAUGGAUUCCACACGUCCUUACACAUUGGGGACAUACGGUCCGUCAUCCGGUCAUCUGUGCCAACAACCAUGUCUUCUGUUCCAUUUGUAUUGAAGUGUGGCUGAAGAACAACAGUCAGUGUCCUGCUUGUAGGAUCCCCAUCACCGCUGACAAUCCUUGCAAGGAGGUCAUAGGAGGGACGAGUGAAAGCAACCCUGUGUUCAGCCCGGAGGUCAGGAAACAGCUACGCAAAACGAGGCUCGAGCUCAUGCACAAAGAAUAUGAGGAUGAAAUAGAAUCUCUGCAGAAGGAAGUGGAGGAGCUGAAAGAGAGCAAGCUUAGCCUGGAGGCGCAGCUCAAAUCUGUCCUGCACCCCGAGACGCUAGAAGUGUCUGACAAAACCCGGGCAAGUCCAGGACUCUCGGAGGACGAGCACAAGGUUGAUCCAGAGACUUUGGCGGUAUGGACACAGAAGCUUCAGGCGGCUAAUGAUAUGUAUGAAAAAGUGAAGGAUGACAUGGGAACACUAGCGGAGGUAAAUAAGAAGCUGAGGCUCGAAAACAGUGGCCUUGUGAGGGAGAACUUGCGGCUAAAGGCUGAGGUUGGAAGCCGAUCGCCCCAGAAAUUCGGAAGGUUUACUGUCGCCGUGCUUCAGUCCAAGCUGGAACAGUGUGAGCGCGAGACCAACCGCCUGAAGAAAGCCUUGGAGAGAAGCGACGCCUACAUCGAAGACCUGGAAGCUCAAGUCGCUCAGCUGAAGAGGGAAGGCAGCCAACGGAAAAGCACAAGCCCGGAAAGCGACGCCGCGGAUCCCAUGGAGGACAAAGAGAGCGGCAGAAGCGCAGCCAACGAGAUAGCGCUGCUGGAGAGCCCAGAAGAGCACAUAGACCCGAGCUGCUUGUGCGCUAGCCACAGCCCGGAUGACCUCGAGCAGCCAGCGGGUAGCGGGCUCUUGGGGAGCAGCAACGAUGUGUGCCUCAAUUCAGCCGGCCGGGGCUGUCCGGAUGAGCCCAUCGCUCAGUGCUCGUCCGGCACGGACGUUUUUGCACACUCUCAGGAGGGCCUCUUGGAUAUAGGGGGCUCCGAAAUGGACACCUGCUCAGAGCAAACAUGGGAUAAAAUAGAAGACUGUGUGCCGUAUAAAGAAGAGCUUUAUGAACUGCCGGAUCCCUGCACGCCUCUCUCUCUCAGUUGCCUGCAGCUGAACACUCCCGGCAACAAAGACGACCCCACCACCAAAGAGGAGGAUCCCAGAGAGACACCCACCUUUCUGAGGAAACUGGAGUUUGAGGAUUUCGGCGAGGCGUCGGACGACGGGAACAAAGACUCUCCGGAACAUAGCGCCAGCAGUUGCGAGGGCGGCGAGACCAAGGCGGCCUGUUUUGCUUCGGACAAGCCGGUGUUUUGGAACAGGUGCCAACCACGCUAUGACGAGAACUUUGAGGGCGCGGAGCCCAGCGCGGCCCCGAGCGACUCUGGCGAACCUUCGGCGAAAUCCAGCGACAAAGCGCACAACCCGAGCGUUCCGAAAAAGCUGCAUCCUGUCCGCUCUUCGGAAAUGAAUCGGACCAGGACGUCCAGCGAGGCAUCGAUGGAUGCCGCCUACCUUGAUAAAAUCUCCGAGCUGGAUUCUAUGAUGUCCGAGUCAGACAAUAGCAAGAGCCCCUAUUACACGUCCAAGUCGUCUUCUGACCUGGAUAACUCUUGCAAGUCGACGCAGUGUCCCGACCUCCUCAAUGAAAAGGAUAAGACAGUCAAGGAGAGGAAGGAGCAAAACACUCUGAAAGGCCCUCUUGCAGGUGAUAAUUCGGAAGAGGGGAACGACUGGAAGUCUGCCACUUUCCCCAUCCUUUCUCCAUCUGCGUUAGAUACGACAGAGCCCUUCCCGUUAUUUGCCGGCCGGACUUCAGAAACGAGCGAAACGAAACCUCGGAGUUUCCUAUUCCAAAGAGAGCUUUCCCCAAGCUUUCUGUUUAGCAACUCUCGAGGGUCAUUUGAAGAGCACAAACUUGGGUCCCCUCUCUUUAAGGUGGCGCCCGAGCUGCAGAACCUCCACAACCAACUCCCGUCUCCUUGGUCGUCAUCCUUCAUGCCCGACAGAAAAGCCAAAAGUAUCCACGCGUCGGCGAAAAGGAAAAUCCAGAAUAGCCUGUCUAGUGCGAGUCCAUCAAAAACGACCAAGAACUGAUUCCCUUCUUGACUGUCAGUGGGGGUUUUUUGUCUUUGUUUUCCUAAACAGAAUACUUUAGUGCCAAUGUGAAAAUGUUCAUUCCGUCACCAAACCCUGCAAAUUCCUUUGGGGUUCUCCAGUGACCUCAGUCUGUCCUACACUGAGCGACGGAGUGUGGAAAUCCUUUGAUGCAGGGGUGAGGAUCCUGUGGCCUUCCCAGAUUCAUCCAGACUACAAUUCCCAUCAUUCCUGACAAUCGGCUUGGGCUGGUGGGAGUCUGGCAACAUCUGUAGACCCACAGGUUCUUUCCCCCUCUGCUUUGGAGUACAUUUUCUUGAAGAAUAAA